Molecule: messenger RNA, 636 nt
Organism: Ceratosolen solmsi marchali
Lineage: Eukaryota; Metazoa; Arthropoda; Insecta; Hymenoptera; Agaonidae
Product: mitochondrial intermembrane space import and assembly protein 40
Exons: 2
Coding region: 10-636 (208 amino acids)
Biological process (GO): protein import into mitochondrial intermembrane space
Cellular component (GO): mitochondrial intermembrane space
Molecular function (GO): protein-disulfide reductase activity
Source: RefSeq, a predicted model, not a curated record
AGUUUAAUUAUGCCUAUAAUAAGAAAAGAAGGAAAGGAUACUAUUAUUUUUGUAACAAGAGAAGAUCAUGCUAUUCCUAGUCAAAUCACACUGCCAGAGCCAGAGCCACAUCCUGGUCUUUUUCUUCCAAAUGGGGAAAUAAACUGGAGUUGUCCUUGUUUAGGAGGAAUGGCCACUGGUCCGUGUGGAUUAGAAUUUCGAGAAGCUUUUACAUGUUUUCAAAAGUCUUCCAAUGACCCAAAAGGAUCUGAUUGUUACGAAAUUUUUAAAACAAUGCAACAAUGUAUGUCAGAGUAUCCUUCACUUUAUGACAAUAAAGUAACGGAUAUGGAUUUAGAAGAGCUAGAAAAUGAUGAAACUGAAAAUAAUCAUGAUCAAGACAGAAAAGCCCUUAAAAAUAUAGAUCCUGAAUUUAGUGAUACAAAUAGUCAAAAUACAAUUAAUACAGUAACAACAGUAGCAGCAGCAGUAGCAGCAAAAGCAGUAACAACAGGAACAACAUCAGUAACAGCAAUAGCAACACCACUUCCACCGCACCGUCACCAUCGUCACGACCACCACUAUCACCAUUACCAUCACCACCACCACUACUACUACCAUCACUACACCGUCCUGGGCUGUCGCACGACCGUAUGA